GUGAUCGCGUUUUAAUGUUUACAUUCGAGGCGGGUGAGGGGGAAUCCUUUUGCCAGACGGGGGCCCGUUUCGGUUUCAUUUCCCGGGAGGAGGCGGAGUGGGGGACGGCCGCGGCCAGCGGAGCUCAUGCUGCGGUCCAACCACUGACGAGAGGAGACAGAGGCCUGGAGGGACCGCCUUAUCCGCAGCCAGUGACCAGGGCAUCGCGCCGAGCAACAUGGAGGAGCUGGUGGUGGAGGUGCGGGGCUCCAAUGGAGCCUUCUACAAGGCAUUUGUGAAGGAUGUACAUGAAGAUUCCAUAACUGUUACUUUUGAAAAUAACUGGCAGCCAGAGCGACAGAUACCAUUUCAUGAUGUAAGGUUCCCGCCACCUUCAGGUUACAAUAAGGACAUAAAUGAGAGCGAUGAAGUUGAGUUUUUGAGGGUGAAAGGCGAAGAUGAUUUCAUGGUUUAUUCCAGAGCAAAUGAGAAAGAGCCAUGCUGCUGGUGGCUUGCUAAAGUUAGAAUGAUAAAGGGUGAGUUUUACGUAAUAGAAUAUGCAGCUUGUGACGCCACCUAUAAUGAGAUAGUCACCAUAGAAAGGUUGCGAUCUGUAAAUCCAAACACACCAGCAACAAAAAACACCUUCCACAAAGUGAAGCUGGAUGUUCCUGAAGAUUUGCGGCAGAUGUGUGCAAAAGAAUCUGCUCACAAAGACUUCAAAAAGGCAGUAGGAGCGUUUUCAGUAACAUACGAUUCAGAAAAUGGCCAGCUUGUCAUCUUGUCUGUUAACGAAGUUACCAUUAAAAGGGCGAACAUGUUGAGCGACAUGCAUUUCCGAAGCCUCCGGACAAAAUUGUCUUUAAUGUUAAGAAACGAAGAAGCCAGCAAGCAACUUGAAAGCUCACGGCAGCUAGCCUCCAGAUUCCAUGAGCAAUUUGUUGUACGAGAAGAUCUGAUGGGUUUAGCCAUCGGCACUCAUGGCGCAAAUAUACAACAAGCUAGGAAAGUCCCCGGGGUAACUGCUAUUGAUUUGGAUGAAGACACAUGUACAUUUCAUAUUUAUGGUGAGGACCAAGAUGCUGUAAAGAAAGCAAGGACAUACCUAGAAUUUGCUGAAGAUGUAAUCCAAGUUCCUCGAAACUUAGUAGGAAAAGUCAUUGGGAAAAAUGGAAAACUCAUUCAGGAAAUUGUGGAUAAAUCAGGGGUUGUUAGAGUUAGGAUUGAAGCUGAAAAUGAUAAAAAUAUUUCCCAAGAGGAGGGAAUGGUUCCUUUUGUAUUUGUGGGCACAAAGGACAGUAUCACCAAUGCAACCGUUCUGCUGGACUACCACCUUAACUAUUUAAAGGAAGUGGACCAACUUCGGCUGGAGCGGCUGCAGAUUGAUGAACAGCUCCGACAAAUUGGAGCCAGCUCGAGGCCUCCACCAAAUCGCCCCGAUAAAGAGAAGGGCUAUUUGAGUGAAGACUGUAGUGGCAUAGGACGAGGCAGUCGACCCUAUAACAACAGGGGACGCAAUAGGAGGGGGACUGGUUAUGCAUCGGGUACAAAUUCUGAGGCAUCAAAUGCUUCAGAGACUGAGUCUGACCACCGAGAUGAGCUUAGUGAUUGGUCUUUGGCCCCCACUGAGGAAGAGCGAGAUAAUUACAUACGACGGGGUGAUGGAAGAAGACGUGGCGGACCACGAGGUCAAGGAAUGAGGGGACGCGGGGGUUUCAAAACAAAUGAUGACCCGUCUCGAACAGACAACAGACAGCGCAAUUCCAGGGAGCCUAAGACGAGGACAGCAGAUGGCUCUCUUCAGAUCCGAAUUGACUGCAAUAACGAGAGAAGUGUACAUACUAAGAGCUUGCAGAACACACCGAUUGAUGGUAAUCGACUUCGCACUGGCAAAGACCGGAUCCAGAAGAAAGAAAAGUCUGAGGCAGUGGACGGGCAGCAGCUGGUGGUUAACGGCGUACCGUAACUUUACUUGUCUCCUGUCAAUCCUUCACACUCUAAGCAAAUUCUAAGAUUCAUCAUAUUUCACGUUAUAGAAGCCUGUUAGGCCAAAGACAAAUAGGCGAGAAGACAUGGGGCAUGAAACAAAGCGUUCCUGUUAGCCUUAUUUUGUUAGAAUUGGCUAUAAACAGUUUUCAAAGGUCAGACAUUGGAAACCUAUUUGCAUUAAAUAUCAAACCUUCUGAGGCUUUCAAGUACAUAUUGCACUUGACUUAAAAACCAGAAAAAAAAUAAUAAAAAAAUAAAGGUAUUUUUUGUUUAAAAGAGAAAAUAAAUGAAAAAAUACUAAGCUGUGUGUUGGUAUAAUUGUGUUCAGUUGCACUAUUUUCAGGCAGCUGAUUAGGAACAGUAGACCACAGAAUCACUGCUGUCCUUCAGUUUUCAGACUGAAGGCUUCUAUUCAGCCUGGCUCAUGUUUCCACUUAUGCAGUAUGUCUUACGCCAUUCCUUCACCUCCAACUCAUUGGACAAUAUCUUAGUGGGACCUAAUAAUUGUGCAACGUAAUGUCAUUUCUCAUUUGGUUAAAAAAGAAAAAAACUAUGGAAAAAAAAAGUUGUAUGAUCUGUGCCUUUUUUAUAACUCGACAUGUAUGGCUAGUGUUUUGAAUGCAGGAAUCAGGGGAGGAAAAUGUAAGUGUAAAAUAUACAGUAUGUAGCAAUUCUUUAAGCCCAAUAGAACUCUUAAGGUGAGUGCAUGCUUUCCAUACAUACGUAGACAUUAGCCUCGGCUGCAAGCAGUAAACAUUUUUGUUUUGCACUGAUAUAUUGGCAAUUAAUAGUCACGCCAGGGACCCUGUGUCUUCAUAGACAGAAUAGAUAGGACCAUUUUUUUUAAUGUUGUGAGCAAUGAUUUAAUUCCAGAGUGUUGGGGGAUUUGUGUCUGAUGGGUGAGUGAGGGUCUGUUUAGUAUCUUGAUUUCAUACCGAUUUGAAAGACCCCCGACACACACACACACACACACAAACAAAGGGUUGGUAGAUGCUUGUGUACACCCUAAGACCUUACACUCACCAUGACUGAUGGAUUCCCCUAACUGUAAAGAAACUAACUAUAUUUCAAAAAUAGGGUCUUCUAACAUAGCAACUAUACAAUGUAGCUUUUGUCCUUUUUCAUUUCAUAUGCUCCCUUUCUUUAUUGCCUAUGAACUCACAGCAUGUACUGAAUAAGAGCUUCUCCUUAUCUGCUGAGACUUUCAGAUAAGCCCCGCUUUCUCAUGUUCUACCUGAAACCAAUUUUCGUUUUGGCUUCUUGCAUACAAGUGAAUACACAAUAGCAAUUUUGCUGCACUUAAUUUAACAGAUCUAAAAAAAUAAAUGAAAAGAGACUAAAGUAUUGCCAAACACUAAUUUUAGUUAUUUAUUUCUUUUGGGAAUGUAUAGUAUUUGGAAACUGAAUGAAUUGGUACAUUGCACACAUCAUCUCUACGCUGGUUUGGUUUAAUAUGCUGUAGAUAAGUAACCAAGGUAGUCUAACCUUGUUCAUGCCAUGAGGUAUUCUCCUCUGUACAUAAUAGCUACAAUCUAUUGGACUUUAUGUUGACAUUUGUUUGGUUAUAGUGCAAUAUAUUUUGUAUGCAAGCAGUUUCAAUAAAGUUUGAUCUUCCUCUGCUAACUGAAUUCGGUUGACUGUUUAGAAUUAAACCAUUAAAGCCCUUUUUUCUUUCUUCCCUUUUUUUUUUCUAAAAGUGUGUCACCUAUACAUGUGGAAGUGUGUGGUCUACCAGGUUGUCAGAUGUCUCGUUCUGUCACUGGGAACAAUGUACAGACGUAAUAGAACUAAAUUUGUCACUUAUGUACCCAUUUUCCUUUGUUAUGAGCUUAGUCUUGUAACAUCAUUAUAUCAGUUUUUCUGUUAGAGUUCCAAAUCCCCUACUGCUAAUUAUACAGCCCAUAUGACUAGACAGACUACGUUUACGCUUGUGUAUUUUAGAUUGUGUUUUGCUUCAGUAAUUGUAACCCAAAACUAGGACUGGAUCUAAAGUGGAGCAAUUCUGUCCAGCACACUUUUUAGCUGGUUUCAUACUUUUUAUACGUUGUACAUCUUGGCAAACCAUUAACCUUUCUAAUAUACUUCAUAAGAAAAUUAUUUCCUUUUUAUAGAAUUCAUGGCUUAUAAAAUCAUGGCUUUGUCCAAGCUGAAGCACAGGCAUGGACAAAGUGCAGUAAGUGAUGGUGGGCUGGCACUCCUGUGUUCUCUUCUGUCACAUAGAACUCCUCUGUGCUCUAUACUGUCUGAUAGGAUUGAUCUGUGCUCUCUCAUGUCUGAUAGUACUCCUCUGUGCUCUCUCCUGUCUGAUAGUACUCCUCUGUGCUCUCUCCUGUCUGAUAGGACUCCUCUGUGCUCUCUCCUGUCUGAUAGGACUCCUCUGUGCUCUCUUCUGCCUUAUAGUACUCCUCUGUGCUCUCUCCUGUCUGAUAGCAUUCCUCUGUGUUCUCUCCUGUCCUAUCAGACAGCACAGAGGAGUGCUAGCCCACCCUCACUUACUGGACUUUGUCUAUGCCUGUGCUCGAGCUUGGACAAAACCAUGAUUUCUAUAUAUAAAAAAAAAUGUAAAAAAAAAGUCUGAUGUAUAUUAGAAAGGUUAAUGUUUUGCCAAGAUGUACAACAUAUAAAACGUUUUUGUAUCUAACAGUGCCCAUUUAAACUUACAUAGAGUACAUUAAUGGUAAAUAUAUAUGCACACAUAUUCUGUGAUUUUACGGACGCAUUUUUUCAUGAAAUAAAUCUAAAAAUACACAGUGUAACCAUUGCCUUGUGCUGUUCCGUUAUUGUGCCAAUGGUACCACUGCAAGUUAUGGUCCAAUCUUGGGUCUAUGGACUCAGACUGACGGAAUCAUAAUGAUUUAUGACUGUGUCAGUUUGGGUUUCUUAACCCACAGUCCUGCUGGGACUUUGGGCCAUAAUAUGAAUGCAUGUUGCGCUGGCACUCAUGUAAAACCAGCUUGACUUGGUGUAGAAUCCACUCCUGGCUCUGGCUUCCAGAUAUUGAUGAAAAAUACUGAAUUAUAUUCUUCUGUGUGAAAAGUAACAUUCUGUCUGACAGUAGGGGCAGUUUAUUUUUCUGUGAUACAUUGAACCCAAUGAUAACCCUAUAAAUUGGUUGUGUUCCGUAAAAGCUUUAUAAAUGUUCAGUGAGCUGACUUUAGUGGCAGCUGCAGACUUUGUUUUGUGUUUAGCCAAACAUAGGAUUGGACACCAAAGAAAUGGUAACUAUAAGCUUUUCCUUUAUCUUUAUACUUUUCCUACACAAGCAACUGUUUGUGUGUGUGUGAAUGCACCCUAAGGCCCCAUUAACACGGCAGAGUUUCCAAGCGGAAAUCAAUUGUAAAUUCUGCGCAGAAAUUCUGCUUACAUUCCACGACAAUUCAGUUCACAGCACAUAUUCUGGGCAGAUUAUCAGUCUCGGUGACUUCCGUGUGCUUUGGACUCAGAAUUCUGCCAAAGAAUGAACAUAUUCAUUUCUUCUGGAGAAUCCGGAAUGUAUAAUAUUCUUGUUGGAUUUUCUGCCGUGUGAAAAGGUCAGCAAACAUUCCAAUGACCGCACUGUUAACUUCAUCUAGUAGAAUUCCCAAGGAGAAUUUUAAGGCUCAUUCCAUGGUGGAAUUUCGGCGCUCGACACAGAUUCUUGCUGGAAUUUAGAGUACUCCGGGGGAAAACAUUUAUUUUUAU
Hyla sarda is the source of this 5649-nucleotide messenger RNA. It is a transcript of the gene FMR1, whose product is annotated as fragile X messenger ribonucleoprotein 1. NCBI's taxonomy places the organism in Eukaryota, Metazoa, Chordata, Amphibia, Anura, Hylidae. Gene Ontology annotation, biological process: negative regulation of translation; regulation of filopodium assembly; regulation of dendrite morphogenesis. Gene Ontology annotation, cellular component: neuronal cell body; growth cone; membrane. The record is from RefSeq and is a predicted model, not a curated record. Bases 218 to 1945 code for a protein of 575 amino acids. Gene Ontology annotation, molecular function: mRNA 3'-UTR binding; translation regulator activity; protein homodimerization activity. The transcript has 16 exons.